GGGAAGCCAUUUAGGAGAGCGCCAUUUUGUCAGUUGAUGUCGUCGUUGUGAAAUUUGUGGUAGUAGUAUAAAACAUCUGCCGAAAUUGUCCUUGAAUUUUCGUCAUUAUACUUUAUUACUUUUAAUCAGAAAGUUUUGGCUUCUCAUAAACAGAAAUAAAUAUAAAACAUGUCAAAUGGUGGUGGAGAUCACGACGACGAGGGAUACGUUGUUAAAAUGCGUGGACUUCCAUGGUCUACAACUGUUGAUGAGAUUAUGAAAUUUUUUGGUGAUUGUUCUAUCACUAAUGGAAAAGAUGGAGUACAUAUGACUAUGUCACGGGAGGGAAGACCUAGCGGAGAAGCUUAUGUAGAAAUGGACACUCCAGAAGACAUUGAAAAAGCUUGUAAAAGGGAUAGAGAUCAUAUGGGACAUCGAUAUAUUGAAGUUUUUAAAGCAAAAAGAGGUGAAAUGGAAUGGGUAAUCAAACGAAGUGGCUUAAAUUUAGAAAAUGCAAUGGAUGAUGGCUGUGUCAGAUUGCGUGGACUACCAUUUGGUUGUUCUAAAGAAGAAAUAGCACAAUUUUUCUCAGGGUUGGAGAUAUUGCCGAACGGGAUUUCACUACCGACAGACUACACGGGCCGCAGUACUGGGGAGGCUUACGUUCAAUUUGUUAACAAAGAUGUUGCGGAGCGCGCUCUGCAGAAACACAAGGAAAAGAUAGGACACAGGUACAUUGAAAUCUUCCGGAGUAGUUUAUCUGAAGUACGUGCUAGUAUAGGACCAAAAAUGCGUGGCGGCCCAAUGGGUGGAUUUAAUCAGAGACCUACACCUUAUGAUCGUGGUGAUCGUUUUGGGGGCAUGAAUCGUUUCAGUAAUAAUGGUAGAGGAUCUAGAAAUAGAGAUUUUGAUAGUGGUCCUUGGGGAAGUGGAAAUAAUUUCAGUUCGCGUGGAAGUGGAAUGGGUAUGCGUGGUGGAAUGGAUAUGAAAGGAGGAAAUUUUAGAGGAAGUGGUGAUAAUUGGGGUAGCAAUACUGGAGUUCAUAGUAUACAUAUGAGAGGUUUACCAUUCAAAGCGACGGAGGAUGAUAUAGCAGAUUUUUUCAGACCUGUUGUACCGAUUAAUGUUAAAAUUCUCUUGGAAAAUGGUGGACGUCCAUCUGGUGAAGCAGAUGUGGAAUUUGAAACCCAUGAAGAAGCAGUUAGAGCAAUGUGCAAGGAUAAAAGUCACAUGUCUUACAGAUAUAUUGAGUUAUUCCUUAACUCUAGCAGUAGUUCUAGUGGAAUGUCUUUGGGUGGUAUUGGAAACUUUUGUGGAGGUUUGGGUAAUAACUUUAGGCCAGGAUAUUCUCCAAAUAGAGGAUUCAGCAGUCAAUUAGGAGGUAGUAAUUACAACAGUUUUUGAGAUUCAAUGCCAGGUUUCUUACGUUCUAUACGAAGAAGGAUAUAAGAUGAUUUAAGGUUUAAAGAAUCAAUGUUCUAACUUGAGAAAUAUUGACGCAUAUGGAAUUACCUUUUACAGAUGAUACUGAGCGUAGAAAUUAUAUAUUUUUUUUCUUUUAUAUAUACAUAUAUUUUAGGUUCAUUGAUUAAAAUCUAUAAUGAUAAAAAAAUCUGAUUAUUAAACAAGUUGACAAUUAAUUAGAUUUGAUUGUAAUAGAUUUCAUUGAGACAUACAAACAAUAUGCGUUAAAAUUCUUAGUGUAUGAUUUAAUGAUUUAUUUUGUUUAAAGAUUGUGCUGCAUUUCUUUUCGCUCAUUUGUUUAAAUUUGUUUUAAUUUUUUUUUGCUCUUUUUAUAAUUCAUAUCAGCAAAAAAAUACAUAAGCAAAGUGCCCUCUCUAUUCAUGAAUGUUUUUUACGAAAUAUAGAAAACAUGUUCAAAAAUACAUAUUUAAAAAGUCACAGUUAAUAUUGAAAAUAUAAUAUUUUGUUUUAUUAAUUAUUUCGCUUAAAAAUAAUUCAAUAUUAACAGAUUUGUAAUAAAUAUUCAUUGCAACGAUUUAGUGCAAAUUUCAUUAGGCACUUUGUUAUUAUAUUUUGUAUUUAUUUUAUAUGAAAUUAUAAGAAAAAAAAAACCAUUUAAAUUCAUACAAUAUAAUAUAAAUUCUUAUAUUCAUUAUUUUAUUAAAUGAUGUAAUGGGAAGAUCCGAAUAGGUGAUUUAUAUGCUAUAUGCACAAAAUUGUAUCUAAGAUUAAUAGCAUCGUUUCAUUGAUUCAAAAAAUAUAAUACUCUUUAGUUUUUGUUUACGAUUACGAAUGUCGCAUGUAGAUUGCGAAUAUGUUUAUGUUCCUUUAUAAAUUCUACUUUGUAUAUGUGGAAAUCGAGCCUAUGCCAUGUGUAUGAAAUAAAAUAGUAAUAAUGAAUGCCGAAUGUGAACUGUGCUUUAAAAAGAUAGUAAAUAAAAACGUUAUCUUCUUA
Molecule: messenger RNA, 2398 nt
Organism: Vespa crabro (European hornet)
Lineage: Eukaryota; Metazoa; Arthropoda; Insecta; Hymenoptera; Vespidae
Gene: glo
Product: heterogeneous nuclear ribonucleoprotein H2-like
Exons: 9
Coding region: 169-1383 (404 amino acids)
Biological process (GO): regulation of RNA splicing
Cellular component (GO): nucleoplasm; ribonucleoprotein complex
Molecular function (GO): RNA binding
Source: RefSeq, a predicted model, not a curated record